UUGGUACAGUCUGUGAAUUUGUUUGGUCCAACAUACAGACAUAUAGAAAGGAGUGUGUAUUGUGAGAUGGGGCAGAAGGUUGGGUUAGAGGAUGUUGUGAGAUACUUUGAUGAAGAUGGUGAUGGAAAGGUUUCGCCUUUGGAGCUGAAGCAGGGGUUAGGGAUGAUGGGUGGUGAGCUUCUGUUGAGAGAGGCUGAGAUGGCAAUUGCAUGUUUGGAUUCUGAUGGAGAUGGGUUGCUGAGUUUGGAGGAUUUCGUUGCUCUGAUGGAAGGUGGAGGAGAGGAGCAGAAGUUGAAGGACUUGAAGGUGGCUUUUGAGAUGUAUGACAUUGAAGGCUGUGGCUUUAUAACUCCAAAGAGCUUGAAGAGGAUGCUUAAGAAGAUGGGUGAGUCCAAGACCCUUGAUGAAUGCAAAGCAAUGAUCAAACACUUUGAUUUGAAUGGCGAUGGCUUCCUCAGCUUUGAAGAAUUCAGAAUCAUGAUGCAGUGACCCAUAACGCUCAUAUUUCAUUCAUUCUUUUGUACAUCAUGUGUAUGUAUAUUUCUU
Molecule: messenger RNA, 546 nt
Organism: Vigna umbellata (rice bean)
Lineage: Eukaryota; Viridiplantae; Streptophyta; Magnoliopsida; Fabales; Fabaceae
Molecular function (GO): calcium ion binding
Source: RefSeq, a predicted model, not a curated record